Messenger RNA from Cryptosporidium muris RN66, 435 nucleotides. RefSeq lists its product as uncharacterized. The coding region runs from base 1 to 435 and encodes 144 amino acids. The transcript has a single exon. The record is from RefSeq and is a predicted model, not a curated record. NCBI's taxonomy places the organism in Eukaryota, Apicomplexa, Conoidasida, Eucoccidiorida, Cryptosporidiidae.
AUGUCUAAAGUACUAAUAAAUUCUAUUUUGGUAGUGAUUUUAUUCUUUACUAUUUUUCUCAAUUAUGAUAAUACAUUUAACUUCAAUAAUUUAUUAACUUAUUCAUUAAUUGAGCUUAAUAAAAAUCCAAAAUUAGAAGGUACUACAGAACAACAUAAAAGUGGACAAGAUAGUUCUAAUGGACAUGGACAAGAUAGUUCUAAUGGACAUGGACAAGAUAGUUCUAAUGGACAUGAAGAAGAUAGUUCUAAUGGGCAUGAAGAAGAUAGUUCUAAUGGAUAUAGAAGUAGCUAUAUUUGUAAUCAAAGACAGUUAUAUCAAAGAAUUAAAGAAGAAUAUGAAAAGAAUUGUCGUGGUCAUAGGAGACAUUCAAGAAGAUGUAAACUAUUAUUAACUAAGUUACUCACUCUUGAAGAACGAAUUAUUGCACUAUAA